Daucus carota subsp. sativus is the source of this 3237-nucleotide messenger RNA. RefSeq lists its product as uncharacterized. NCBI's taxonomy places the organism in Eukaryota, Viridiplantae, Streptophyta, Magnoliopsida, Apiales, Apiaceae. Gene Ontology annotation, biological process: L-arabinose metabolic process. Gene Ontology annotation, molecular function: alpha-L-arabinofuranosidase activity. The transcript has 12 exons. Bases 506 to 3133 code for a protein of 875 amino acids. The record is from RefSeq and is a predicted model, not a curated record.
AGUGACCUGUUAGUUUACUGAUCCUGCAAAAUCCCAGGAAGAACGAUUCUACUAUAUAGUCUAGUAUAUUUGUUCUGUUGCAUGCGAACUCAAAGGGAUAAAAUGAUGAGCUAAUAACUUCUUACAAUAAUAUCUUAUUUUCAGCUACACUUUUACUUUCAGUUAGAGCUUUUAUGUCUUUUUACUAUAAUUCUGACCCUAUUCAUUAUCUUUUGAAAAAAAAUAAAAAUUGAUCAAGAAGUGAUGUUACUAAUUUUUGUAAUCUUUUGACUUUUUCAGCUUCUUUAAGUUGGUGAUUCUGAUCUUCAACUACUUCCAGGUUUUCUAUAUAUUUGUGCUGUUAAAUCUUUGCUUUUUAGUGGUUAUGAUUUGGUUUUCUCUUAUGUGUAAUCUUAGGUUUGGUAUGUAUUACAUAUACCACAUGUCUUGUAUUAUUGAUCAACUUCUUGAUACAUCUUGAAAGGGUGUUUAUCUUUGUUUUUUGUUGAAUCUUCAAUUUUGAGUCAUGGGUUUCUUGGGUAUAACUUCUAGAAGUCCUUUCAGGAAGAUGAGUUUGAUGUUCUGUAAUAUGUUAGAUUUAGUAGUUGUUAUGUUAUUGUUUUGUGAUUUUGCUUGGAGUAAGGAGUGUACAAAUGUUUUUCCUGAGCUUUCAUCACACACUGUUCGGUACCAAUUACAAUCGACUAACAAUCAAACACGGAUAAAUGAAAUUUUCCCGCUUUACUAUCUCAAUCCAACCGAUAGCUCUACUUGGACUAAUGGGAUUCCUAGGAAAGUUUUGAGGGAGGAUGAUGGAUUUGAUGGGAAUAUUAUGCACAAGAAUGUGAUAGAUGCUAGUGGAUUCAAAGUCCCCAAAGGUCUUCUCAAGGAGUUGCCUUUAAGAAAUGUAAGGUUGGGUUCGAAUUCAAUUUAUGGCCGGGCUCAGCAGACAAAUUUGGAAUAUUUACUGAUGUUGGAUGUUGAUAGAUUAGUUUGGAGCUUCAGGAAGACUGCUAGUGUGCCAACUCCAGGCUGUCCUUAUGGAGGUUGGGAGGCUCCAAAUGUCGAGCUUCGAGGGCACUUUGUAGGUCAUUACUUGAGUGCUUCAGCACAAAUGUGGGCUAGCACUCGCAAUGAGACGCUUAGAAAGAAAAUGUCUGCAGUGGUUUCUGUUCUAUCUGACUGUCAAGUCAUAAUCGGAACUGGGUACCUUUCUGCUUUCCCUUCGGAUUUUUUUGAACGUGUUGAGGCUCUGAAACCUGUGUGGGCGCCAUAUUACACUAUUCACAAGAUAAUGGCAGGCCUUUUGGAUCAGUAUUUAUUUGCAAAUGAUACUCGAGCCUUGAGAAUGGUAAAAUGGAUGGCUGAUUAUUUUUACAAACAGGUAAAAACAGUGAUACUGAAGUACACUAUUGAGAGGCAUUGGCAGUCACUGAAUGAAGAAACAGGUGGAAUGAAUGAUGUUUUGUAUAGAUUGUACUAUGUAACGAAAAACUCGUCACACUUAAUGUUGGCUCACCUCUUUGACAAACCAUGCUUUUUAGGGAUACUUGCUCUAAAGGCUGAUGAUAUAUCGGGCUUUCAUGCCAAUACGCAUAUCCCAAUUGUCAUUGGUUCUCAACAGCGAUAUGAAAUUACCGGCGAGCCACUUUACAGGGAAAUAGGGAUGUUCUUUAUGGAUAUUGUGAAUUCCUCUCAUGCCUAUGCCACUGGAGGGACAUCAGUAUCUGAAUUUUGGAGUGAACCAAAUCGCCAAGCAAGCAAUCUACGAACAGAGACUGAAGAAUCUUGCACAACCUAUAAUAUGCUAAAGGUUGCCAGACACCUUUUUAGGUGGACUAAAGAAAUGGCAUACGCUGAUUACUAUGAACGGGCUCUGACAAAUGGUGUGCUCAGCAUUCAAAGAGGGAUGGAACCUGGAGUGAUGAUUUACAUGUUACCACUAGGCCAUGGUCAAUCCAAGGCCAUGAGUUAUCAUGGAUGGGGUACACUGAAUAAUAGCUUCUGGUGCUGCUAUGGAACAGGAAUUGAGUCAUUCUCCAAAUUAGGAGACUCGAUAUAUUUCGAGGAAGAGGGAAAAGUUCCAGGAAUUUACAUUAUCCAGUACAUAACAAGCUCAGUUGAAUGGGAAUCUGGACAUUUAUCACUAAUUCAGCAAGUAAAGCCUAUUGUUUCAUGGGACAAUCACCUUGCAAUUGCCUUAACCGUUUCCACCAAAAAGAAGACAAAUGCCAUUUCAUCGACAUUGAACUUGAGAAUACCUAUAUGGUCACGUUCAGAUGGUGCCAUGGCUGCAUUAAAUGACAAGCCGUUGUCUCUUCCAAGUCCUGGAAACUUCCUAUCAAUUACUCGAAGAUGGAGCAGUAAGGAUGUUAUCUCUCUAAUGCUACCAAUCAGUAUCCGGACUGAGGCUAUCAAAGAUGAUCGACCUGAAUAUGCCUCGCUAAGAGCAGUAUUAUACGGCCCAUACCUUCUGGUUGGUUUGAGCAGUGGUGAUAGGGAUAUCAGUCCAGAAGCAGCAGAUUCUCCUUCAGAAUGGAUGACUCCAAUUCCAGCUGAAUACAAUUCUCAUCUAAUUUCACUUUCAAAAGAAUCCAAAAACUUAAAACUUGUUUUUGCCAAAUUUAAAACAGUUAUUCUACUUGAUAACUUACCUAAACCAGGGACAAACUACUCCAUCUACGCCACUUUUAGACUCAUUCCUAAAAAUUCAAAAUCCUCAAAAACAUUAGUGGCGAAAGACUUUAUCGGGGAAUCAGUUAUGUUGGAAUCAUUUGAUCAUCCAGGUAUGGUUGUGACCCACCAUGGUGAUAACGAGAUCCUGGAGGUGAAAGCUGCUUCUUAUCAAAGUAGUUCCUUUUUUCGCUUAGUUAAGGGCCUAGACAAGAAGAAAUAUUCUGUUUCAUUAGAAUCCGAAAGCCGGAAAGGUUGUUUCAUUCAUAGUGAGCAUAGAUUAGGUGCAGUUGUGAAGCUCAAGUGCGAAGCAGAAUCACCCCAUAAUGAGUUUAAAGAAGCAGCCAGCUUCAGACUGAGGGAUGGAAUUAGCAAGUAUGAUCCCAUCAGUUUUGUUGCAAGAGGGCGGACAAGGAAUUUUCUGAUGCAACCAAUAUAUAGCAUUAGAGAUGAAAACUACACUGUGUACUUCAAUAUAUAAUACAAGAAUGUAGUGGUAAGGUUGGAGAUUGUAAUGUUAUGUAUUGUUACUAAGCAUUGGUGAUGAAAUAGUUGGGAAUGUGAAAUUAUGAGUUUGAUGUGUAA